Colletotrichum destructivum is the source of this 633-nucleotide messenger RNA. RefSeq lists its product as uncharacterized. The transcript is spliced from 3 exons. Bases 1 to 633 code for a protein of 210 amino acids. The record is from RefSeq and is a predicted model, not a curated record. NCBI's taxonomy places the organism in Eukaryota, Fungi, Ascomycota, Sordariomycetes, Glomerellales, Glomerellaceae.
AUGACACUGUUUAACGCCCGCAACUACUUCAACACGCUGGCGGGCCAAGAUUGCAACUGGCUUGCGGUUUUCACCUUUGACUUUGAGAACAUACGCUAUAAGAAGGAGGGUAAAGGCUGGUACUACUAUGUCUGCUUGAACAAGCUCAAACACCCUCUUGUCCCUGGCGAACAGACGAUUAAGAGUUACUGGCCGGCCGACGGCAGCGCAGCUAUCCCUUUGGGACUGCGGUACAGCUGCGACGAGUUCCUUUAUGUAUUAUGGGUUGAAGGUGGUGCGGGCAUCAAUGGCGACGGCGACGCGGCGCUGACGCGGUGCGCGCCCACCGGGGAAUGCGUUAGCGUGGCCAGCGAGCAGAACUGGCAGGGCCUCAUCCACAACCAGCUGCGCCUGAUCAUUGUCAAGGCAAACGGCAUCCCGAGUAGAAAGAAAGACGCAGACAAGCGAGCGAGUGCAAGCAAGGAGGGUCUUUUCUUCCUGCGGUUAUCUUACAGCGGCUUCUCAGAGCCUGCUGCGCGCUUGCUUAUCAACGACGCCGGGGUUGAGAGGGCGUGGACAAAAAGGUCACACCAAAUUCCAUUCCGAGGCGCCGCUCGGCGGCGAACAUGGAUUUCGGCAUCUUCGAGUUCAUGA